This is a messenger RNA of Talaromyces atroroseus, 2040 nucleotides long. RefSeq lists its product as hypothetical. Bases 1 to 2040 code for a protein of 679 amino acids. The transcript has 2 exons. The record is from RefSeq and is a predicted model, not a curated record. NCBI's taxonomy places the organism in Eukaryota, Fungi, Ascomycota, Eurotiomycetes, Eurotiales, Trichocomaceae.
AUGGCGCCUACAUUCAGAUCUUCCCGGUCCGGCCGGCAAUUUUCAGAAAACACAAAUCGCAGCCGGACGAAUGCAGCAGACCAUGACAUCUUCGAAGGAUUGCCUAUUCGCCGCUGGACACGUCAGAACCACACGGUUUCUCAAGACGCCAAAAUGGAUAUCCCAGACAACGCCGGCGACAGUGUUAAGGCCAAUCAACCUUUCCCCGAGCUGCCGAUGCCCAAGGACAGCCACUUAUUAGCUCCUCACAGCCGUGCGUUACUUCGUGCUGCUCGAGCAGGAUACAUUUACCUACGUCCCGCACCCAAAGAUACCCAGUCGGUAGAGGAAAGAGAGACGAAUGAGAUGGAAGAGUCGACUCCAGCUACGCAUAUGGAGAGAAGUUACACUGCGCGAAGAUGGACCCAGCUUCCCAGGCAUGUCGAGCUCCCAGAAGUUGAAUUCCUGGCCAAAAGGAGAACCGGGUUGCCUUCGCUUUAUGGUGCUUCUGGUGCAGUUACUGCCGCGGUUCCAAAUGGUUCGCAGCCUAUGCGGAAAACGAAAAUCCGAAAAGUGGAUCCUGGGACUGGCAAUAUUACUAUUUACGAUGCUUGGAUCCCAGAAGGUCAAAAGGUAGAGGGAGAAAUCAGGGACGAAUUUCAAACGUCUGCUCGCCAAGAUGUCACUAUUACCAAAGCAACACCGGCACCGGGAACCGUGAUAGAAGGUGUAGGGGUCGCGAAUGCUGAAGGCAUUGUCGUUGCAUCAACAGCAGUGGAGUCCCCGACUAAGCGCAAGGGGCCGCCACCACCGAAGAGAAAGGGAAAGGGUUUGAGAGGUAAAGGUCGCAAGAAAGUCAUGUUUGCGCCCGGUGAAGGCGUUGAAGCUGGUGGGGAAGACCAAAUGGCUAUUGACGGUGAACAAGACGACGACGAAGAAGACGAAGAAGACGAAGAAGGUGAUGAUGGUGAUGACGCAGAGGGCGGUGAGGAAACUGUCAAGACCGAGGAAGUGAAUGCAGUGGAGGGAACGCCUCAGACAGUCACGCAUUUGAAAGCUACAGCUCCUACGCUAGACGUUGAUACCACGCCAAGCUUGCCUCCAUCUACAGCGGAUAGCAAUAUUUUGCCACCACAAGAAUCUCGGCCUCCUGGGUCUCCGGAAAAGUCAGCUUACACAAAUGCCACAGAGCCACAGCUUCCAGAGACUCCCAACGUCGAGCUGAUCAAGGCUAGAUCAGAAUCACCUGAAAAACCGCGCACUCCAGUUCAACCCCAAUCAGAACAACUGACGCCACCAGCUGUACCCGUUACAAGCAAUGAACCAACAAUAUCAAAUGAUCAAGAUAUUCAUGAUGAAAUCAAAUUAGACCCAGAUGUACAAGAUGGCGAGCCUAGUACUGGAGGUCCAUUCAUUCAGCACCACACAGAUUUGAUGGAAGACGUACAGCACACCCAAGCCAGCGCUGGGUCAAUUGGCCCUGUUGAUAAUAAUCAAGUUACUGAGAGUGCUCAGCCUGCAGAAGAUAAAGUACCUGCGGUGCAGACUGAGGUUAAAGCUGAACAAACCACAAAUAGCAUCGGCCAACUACCCUCGAUAGAAACGCCAGCCCCAUCGGAACUAGCUUCUAAACCCCUGGCAGCUGCCUCUGGAAAAAGCCCUGAUCUCGUGGGCGCCUUUCCAAGUAGUUUGGAAAAGGGGCCUGUUCAACCAGCACAGACAGCGGGCGAAGUGAAAAUUGAACAAGAAGAAUCAAGGACCAUCACAGCUACUACGACAGCUCCAGCGCCAGCUCAAUCAAUGGCACCCCCGCCACUUAUAGAAUCGGUGCCAGCUCCUGAUCCAAUUGCUGCUCCGGCCACAACGUCAGUAUCCAACAUUGUACCCGAACCUGUCUCAGUGCCUGAAACUGCUACAGCUGAUGGGACUUCCCUGGAGAAUAUCUUGGAUGAAGCCCAAUCCACAAAACCACCUGCGAAGGCUGAACUUUCUGAAUCUGCCCCGCAAACAUCAGUCGAUCAAACAGCACAGCCCUCUGACCAAGCUCCCCCCCCCUCCUAA